Messenger RNA from Corvus hawaiiensis (hawaiian crow), 3264 nucleotides. It is a transcript of the gene SOST, whose product is annotated as sclerostin. Gene Ontology annotation, biological process: negative regulation of BMP signaling pathway; ossification; negative regulation of Wnt signaling pathway. Gene Ontology annotation, molecular function: BMP binding. The record is from RefSeq and is a predicted model, not a curated record. The transcript has 2 exons. NCBI's taxonomy places the organism in Eukaryota, Metazoa, Chordata, Aves, Passeriformes, Corvidae. The coding region runs from base 1410 to 2051 and encodes 213 amino acids.
UGUUGCUCAUGAUCAAGGGCACACCGAGGGAGAAUGCACCUACAGCUUAAAUUUGGUGACACCUCUUUUCUGUACCUGGUCAGGGGAAUUGUCAGAAUGGAAUGCAAGCCAUUCUGAGUGUUACAGCAAUAGGGGGAAGUCAGACUGAAUCAUUUUUGAGUCUCUUCUACAGGAAAUAUUUUUGUGAGAAAGUAUGUGACAAGCAUGGCAGUAACACACACGUGUCCCUGUACUGCUUUAAGCAAAUAUUUUGUUUUCAGUAGCUGUGAUAAGCUCAGUGUAAUAUCUAAUCUUACUAAAGGCUGAGAUGCUUUCUGAUUAAUGUAUUCAGCCUAACAUCAUUUGCAAAUCACUUGAAAGUGUAUGUGGUCUUGAGACACAGAAAUUAUGAUAUUUUCACCACUAUCAUCUUGUUUUUGCAAGGAAGAAUACCAUAGAUGAGAUUCUAAAACAUGAUACAUAAAUACAUCUUAGGCAUAGAUGCCUUAGACCUAAAGUCAUCAGUUCUCUCUUUUUGUUGGUUAUAUGAUGACUGGAAAUCAGUCUGGCCAUGUUAUUGUGUUUAAAAUAAGCAAAUGUCCAGUUUUCAACACUUCCACAGGAUGUCAGCAGAAGUAGUAGUGUGUGAUGAAUUUAAAGCAAAUGCAAAUAUGUGUAAGGGGUUUUUUUCCAAGAGUAAAAAAUGUGAGAAAGAGCACAUCAAAAAGUAUGAUGUACAACAUUCUGGCUGUUUAACCUAAAAAACAUAUCCCAAGUAACUAUUUUAAAGGAAAAGUAAACACAACUUCUCAUAUUGAAAUGAAGCUCUUCCCUGUUUCUUCCAGUAUAUCUGUGAAACAAAAUGUAAAGCACCUUGAUUUGGAAAGGGAAAAAAAGCUACCCUAACCCUAAUCAUUCCCCUGCAGAGGCUGAAAAGCAGAACUCCUGAGCUACAGUUUCUAGAUUUACUUACUUUAUACAGCAAGCAAGGGAAGAGGAAUAACAAGAGCAAUAGUAAAAAGUCUGCAAAACCUUUGGAAAAGACAAUAGCCAAAGUUCCAAAUACGGAUGGAGGCAGAAGCAGGUUUUAAUUAUACCAUUGUUAAAAAAAAACCUGCAGAAAGACUUGUCAGGUUGCAAUUCAUGGUAGUCUUGUCUAUCACCAUUUGCUGCCAGGCUCAAAAAUUAAAUGAAUAUGAGAAGUUUUUGCAUGAAAGUUGUAAAAUAUUGUCACUAACCCACCCCCACACACCCAUUUCAUUUCACACUGACAAAAGCUGAGAUGAAUGAGUUGUUGUCUGGCCCUUCCCACUUUGUAUAGUCAUUGGCUGGCUUGGUUCUAAAAAGGAUUUUAAAAAGGGGAAUAAUGUGCCUUUGCCUGGGAUCUGAGACUGUCAGGGUGCUGAAAAGCUGAUCCGUGAGCUGCCACCAUGCAGAUCUCUUGGGCUGUGUGCGCUGUCUGCGUCGUGACACAAAUUACAUUUCAGUCUGCUCAAGGGUGGCAGAUGUUUAAAAAUGAUGCUACAGAAAUCAUUCCUGAGGUCCCUGAAAAUACAGAAACACCGAUGGAGCAGACUUUCAGCAACAACAACACAAUGAAUCAGGCAAAACAUGGAGGAAGACACAUACAACAAACUCCAGACCUGAAUGAUGCCUCCGACUUCAGCUGCCGGGAGAUGCGCACCACGCGCUACGUGACGGACGGGCCCUGCCGCAGCCUGAAGCCCGUCAAGGAGCUGCUCUGCUCCGGCCACUGCGAGCCCUCGCACCUCCUGCCCAACUCCAUCGGCAGAGGCAAGUGGUGGCGCCAGAAUUCCCUGGAUUACCGCUGCAUCCCCGCCCACAGCCGCACGCAGCGCAUCCAGAUGGCCUGUCCCCACGAGGAGACUCGGACUUACAAAUUCCGAGCUGUCACGUCCUGCAAGUGCAAGCGCUACACUCGCUACCACAACCAGUCUGAGCUCAAGGACUUCGGGAAGGAAGCUGCCAGGCCUCAGAAGAACAAGAAGCCCCAUCUCUCCAGAGCCAGGAGCAGCAAAUCUAACCAGCACGAGUUAGAAAAUGCUUAUUAGAAGGUGGCUCUGGGUGACACAGACUAGCAGCUCUGGAUGUUUUGUAAACCAUCAAAAGGCACUCAGAGGCCACAGCAUGAUGUUCUGACUGCAGUAGGUUCCAAUUCCUUCUGCUAAGCUGGGUCAAAGGCUCACAUAGGCAAAAAUCUAUCAGAUUAUAGCACUUAUGGUCUGAUAAGAGAAUGAGAUAAAGCGAGCUGGAGGUAGCUGGAGGUACCCCUUGGAGGUUCACGGGAGUUUGUGUGUCUUGUGCGAGUAGGAAGGCAGAGGAAAGUGAAGCUGUUAUGGUGACAAUCACGCUUUGCUAGAAAUCAUUCCACUCACUUUAUGUGAAAAGAAUAUUGAGAUCCCUUUCCCAGACAAUGAUGCAGGACAAGCUUGCAAUUAGGGAAGCACCAGGAGAGUCAGCACUCUCUGAAGGAGCCAUAGAAAGUUAGGGGUAACAGGGAUUUCAAGUUAUGGUGAAUGAAAUCAAAUUGUUGGGAAAUUAACACACUAUCAGAUGUCCUCGUGCACCAGGUGUUUCCUCUCAAACACAGAAAUCAAAAUACGACACUAGUGUUCUCAAAACAGAAAUAAAAGUGUGACAAAUCUGUUUCAUACUUUUAAUUAAAAGAUUAUGGGGUCAACAGAUUCAAAACUGAGAUCUGGCAACUAAAACCAUAUUGAUUUAGGAACAAUGAUUUGUUUUAGGGACAAUUCAACAAAUUCUAGUAAGUGGAGCAGAUUUAUGAAAGGGAUGCUCCUCUCAAACCAGAUGACCUCACUGAUGUUUGUCCUGUAAACAGCUGACAAUAUACAUAGUUUAACAUAGAAGAUACUGAUUAUUCCUUAUUUCCUAGAACAGGUUCGACUUUAAUAUCAGCUUAGAUACAUCCAUUUACAUUUUCUGUUCUGUAGAGUUUGGAUUAUCUGGCCACACACUCUGUAGCACUAAAACUGUGCAAACCAAGCUCUGUGAGUAAGGUGGUGGUUCUGCAUUAAAAGUGAGCCUCUGCUAAGUCAUGAAUUCCUCUAGAAAAGUCUUUAGUAGAUGCAGCUUUGGUAAGACUUUAGUUUGGCAGCAACUUUCCUUUACUUGGCAUCUCAGCACUCAGACUAAUGUUUGUCUUUUUACAUUAAAGAAUAUUGUUAGAAAGUGAAUUGUCACAUAGUGUAUACGUCCUGUAGAACUUAUGCUGAAAUAAUAUAAACUGUGGAAAUUUGCAAUGUU